Messenger RNA from Amorphotheca resinae ATCC 22711, 522 nucleotides. RefSeq lists its product as hypothetical. NCBI's taxonomy places the organism in Eukaryota, Fungi, Ascomycota, Leotiomycetes, Helotiales, Amorphothecaceae. The coding region runs from base 1 to 522 and encodes 173 amino acids. The transcript is spliced from 4 exons. The record is from RefSeq and is a predicted model, not a curated record.
AUGGUAGCGCGCGGUCCUCCUACUGCAGAGAUGCUCGAGUCCCUUGGUGCUCCUCUUACUCGGUACACCCCCAUGAAGUUCUACAUACACAUCCGGGACCCUAUCUUCAAGAUGAGAUCAGAUAACUAUGAGACAUCAACUAGUUGUACCUUGUCGCCGCAACUCGGAGAAGACUCGGGCGGCAUCGGUGUUCUGAUCCCCCACCCACGUAUUCCCGCAUCACCCUUCGAUUGCCUUAUACCCGGGACUCGACUCGCCACUCUAUCGAUAACCACCAUCAUCGGCCGUAUAGUCAGAGGAGAACCAGGAGAUGCAGUUGUCGAGAAUCUGGAUGUGUCAGUCGACGUCGAUAAACGGGGACACGGCGGGUCUCCCGAUAGGCUUCAGACUGAAGGCUUCUUGGGGCUGGAUGCGACUAGACCAGACCAGUGUCCGCUCUUCAGGAACGAGGAGUCCUCAAUACGAUCUCACUAUUCUCUUUCCAGCCUCUGUUCAGCUGGGGAAGAUACGCAUCGGCCCUAG